UUCUUUUUUCCUUCUUCCCAAACAGAAUCAUCAGCCAGACAAGAUUAAAAACCCUCCUUACUUUCGUCCUCCCUCCCCAAAAUUCUGUCCCCGUCUCACUUUUUUCCUGUUACUUCAUGGAUACCCAAGAACUCAAACAUCGCGUGCAGAGAGAUCAUGAUUCCCCCACCACCGCCAUCUCGCCGGACGACGAUCACAAAAAGGACGACGACGACGACUCUGCUACUGUCGAUAAACGGAAAAAGGAAGAAAAAAGAACGGCUUUGGCCAAACGCGGUCUUAAAUCACUCUCCCUAGCCGUCCUGCUUCCUCUCUCCGUCACCCUCUCCACCACCUACUUAUUCGGGUCGUCAAGAAACGGCGGCUACGGGAAGGACACGACGCCGUUUUGGUUCCCGCCUAUUUGGCUGCUGCAUGCGACGUGCGUGGCGUCGACUUGCUUUAUGAAUCUAUCGGCUUGGCUCAUCUGGGCUGAAGGCGGCUUCCACGAGAAACCCGCCGCCUUCUGGCUUUACUUGGCUCAGCUUGGGUUGACCCUGGCUUGGAGUCCGGUUGUGCUUCGGGUCGGAGCGACUUGGGUCGGGCUGGGGCUGUGCGCGGCUAUGAUAGCGAAUUUGGUCGGGUGUUUCCGGGUGGUUAGACCCAUGAACCCGGUUGCGGCUGAUUUGGUUAAGGCUAGUUUGGCAUGGGCCGCAGUAUUGUCUACAAUAAAUCUGAAGCUUGCUUUUAUGUGAAACAGUAGAAGCGUUCGUCCAAAGUUCUUAGGCCUUGUUUGUUUGGACUUGUUUAAAUUGAAGUUU
This is a messenger RNA of Carica papaya (papaya), 800 nucleotides long. RefSeq names its product TSPO(outer membrane tryptophan-rich sensory protein)-like protein (gene TSPO). Gene Ontology annotation, cellular component: membrane. The record is from RefSeq and is a predicted model, not a curated record. NCBI's taxonomy places the organism in Eukaryota, Viridiplantae, Streptophyta, Magnoliopsida, Brassicales, Caricaceae.